AUGUGCAGGAAAUUAGUCAGACACAUAAACCCCUGGAGGGAGCUUGGCGUGAAUGAUGUUCAGGGCCUAACAAAGCAAGGGUGCUCCAACAACUGUGGCGUGUUUGUUUUGAUGUACACGCUGUACAUUGUAAUGGGGGCCAAUUGUGACUUCAGAGAGGAAAACAUGCUGCAAAUUAGGAGAUGGUGGUGUCUUGUCCUCCUACAGAACUUCCCCAUGCCGUCUAAGGAAACCAGAUUGCAGGAAAGAAAAAGACGGAGAAAGCAAAAAGGAAAACAGGAUCUGGAAGUGGUCCCUCCAAAAAGUAUUCGGCUUUCUGAAUCUGUCUCUGAAGCAUCAGCAAAGGCUGAGAGCUUGCCGGAAGUGGGAACUGGGAACGGAGAGGAUUCCCUGCUUAUGGACACCUUAACGGCAGCAAGGUGGUGUGGCACAAGAUCCUUCAAGGGAAAACUUUACCUUCCCCAGGUCAUCACCAUGAACAAGGAAGAUUCCUUGAGGGCAGUGGAAAUGCUGCGCAUGUGUGAUGGCCUGGAUGAAGAGUAUAAAGAAGACCUCAGUGAACCGUUCAUGUUUAGUUUGCAGGCAGACUAUGAGGAGUUCUGCAAGGAAAUUAUGGACAAAAGGCAGCUGCAGGUGUUUUCCGGCUUUGAAAUGAGAUAA
This is a messenger RNA of Knipowitschia caucasica, 660 nucleotides long. Lineage: Eukaryota; Metazoa; Chordata; Actinopteri; Gobiiformes; Gobiidae. The record is from the annotation of a GenBank genome assembly.